This is a messenger RNA of Babjeviella inositovora NRRL Y-12698, 941 nucleotides long. RefSeq lists its product as uncharacterized. Bases 210 to 941 code for a protein of 243 amino acids. The record is from RefSeq and is a predicted model, not a curated record. NCBI's taxonomy places the organism in Eukaryota, Fungi, Ascomycota, Pichiomycetes, Serinales. Gene Ontology annotation, molecular function: RNA binding. The transcript is spliced from 3 exons. Gene Ontology annotation, cellular component: nuclear speck. Gene Ontology annotation, biological process: mRNA splicing, via spliceosome.
GCCGAACCAACCCCUAUAACGUUUAACCCGUAAAAGAUUCCGCGAACAAUGAAGUUUUCCAAUAUUGCAGCAACCCCCGUUCACUCCGCAUUCGCAAGUCACGUGCAACAGUGUCGACGAAAAACUCAACCGCUUUUGAUGUCGGCGUCUAUAUUAGCGGCUUUUUGCGAAGGCAAGCUCAUUUCUUCUCAUCCACACAGCACACAACCAUGCCUAGAACUACUUUAUAUGUUACUGGCUUCACCAAAGGCACCAACGCCGCUGAAUUGGCCCCCUUCUUCGAAAAGUACGGUAAAUUGAUCCGGUUGGACAUUCCACCUCCAAGAACCGACGAUGGGUUACCAUACGCCUUCGUAGAGUACGUUGCCGAAGAAGAUGCCGAAAAGGCUUUGACCGAAAUGGACGGUGACAUGAACAAGUUUGCCAUGGAAAAGGGCUUGAUGGUCCAGAUGGCCAGAUCCGAGCCUUUCUCUUCCAGAAGAGGCGGCAGAGGCGGCUCCAGAGGUUUCAGGGGCGGUUUCGACGGCCCUAGACGUGACUACGGCGCCCCACGCGGCGAAAGAGGCCCAUACAACGGUCCAAGAGAAAGGGGCUAUGGCGCCCCUAGAGGCGACUUUGGCUACGGCGGCCCAAGAGGCGACCGUGGUCCAUACUCUGGCCCAAGAGAACGGGGUGAAAGAGGCGGUUACAACGGCCCAAGAGGUGACUACAACGGCCCAAGAGAAAGAUACGACUCCAGAGGUGGGUACGAAAGAAGAGACUACGGCCCAAGAGACAGCCCAAGAGAAAGAUACGACGCGGACAGACCUCCAAGAGACGGCUACAGAGAGGCCAGCGACAGAGAAAGAGAGCCAAGAGAGGAGACCAGAAGAUACAGCAGAUCCCCGGCCCACUCCCCACGCAGAGGCGGCUCCAGAUCCAGAUCUCCGGUCAGAGAUUAA